Messenger RNA from Esox lucius (northern pike), 1355 nucleotides. RefSeq names its product T-cell leukemia homeobox protein 3. Gene Ontology annotation, biological process: regulation of transcription by RNA polymerase II; animal organ development. The transcript is spliced from 3 exons. Gene Ontology annotation, cellular component: nucleus. Gene Ontology annotation, molecular function: RNA polymerase II cis-regulatory region sequence-specific DNA binding; DNA-binding transcription factor activity, RNA polymerase II-specific. The record is from RefSeq and is a predicted model, not a curated record. Lineage: Eukaryota; Metazoa; Chordata; Actinopteri; Esociformes; Esocidae. The coding region runs from base 265 to 1095 and encodes 276 amino acids.
GGGGCAGCAAGACCAAGAUGUGUUGAUGGAAGGAGGAGAGCGUCACAGACCUCUCCAAACGCACAUCAAACUUUCACAAGCGCGCUCAAGGAUGAAGUGAAGGAGCCCGUUUCGGAGUUGAAAAUCGGAAUCUGGACCGAGGAAUAUAAUGCGGGCAACCACAGCUUCUCUUUGGCACAAACUGGCCGUUUAAACUGGCCGUUUAAACUCGCAAUUAUAUUUGUUUCCUGUCCGGCAGGCACACGGUCUGAGUAAACCGUGGGGAUGGAGCGCGUGCAAAGCGCACCAAUCUCUCCGCCCAAAGCGGUCGCGCACGAACCCAUCAGCUUUGGCAUUGACCAGAUACUCAGUAGCGGUGCUGACUCAGAGACCGGCAGGAGCAGCGGCAGAUACAGUUCGGAUACAAGCAGUGGAGACGGUUGCAACUUGGGGAGCUCGACCGGUGGGAGCGCAGCGUCCUACAACGCGGUGUCCAUCUCACUCUCCAGUAUGGAUUCUGGUUCGUACGGAAUGAAUCGCAGCUUGGGCAGCAGAGGAGUGAUCCGGGUGCCCGCUCAUAGACCGAUGACUGCCGCGGGGCUGCCGUCCGUGGCAAGCAAUGUUCCCGGUUAUGGAGGCCUGUGUUUCCCGUGGGUCGGGAAUAGAUUUGCCAAGGAAAGGUUAUCAGCUCUAGUGCCAUUUACGGUGACCCGGCGGAUAGGUCAUCCAUACCAGAACCGCACACCGCCCAAACGAAAAAAGCCACGGACAUCGUUCUCCCGCGUGCAGAUUUGUGAGUUGGAGAAGCGUUUCCACCGGCAGAAAUAUCUCGCAAGUGCAGAGCGAGCCACCCUCGCCAAGAGCUUGAAGAUGACGGAUGCGCAGGUUAAGACCUGGUUCCAGAAUCGCCGGACCAAGUGGAGGAGACAGACAGCAGAGGAGAGGGAGGCUGAGCGUCAACAAGCCAAUCGGCUGAUCUUACAGUUGCAGGCCGAUGCCCUCCACAAGUCUUUGAGCGAAUCAGCAAGCACCGACCCGCUGUGCUCACAUAACUCCUCCCUGUAUGCCCUGCAGAACUUGCAGCCAUGGGCCGAUGAGAGGGGCUGUCUCUCCUAACCACUGAUCUGGGGUCAUUGGUCACUUGUCUAUCUUUCCAAAUAGCUGAUGUAAGGAACGGGACGGCCUGACCCCAGAUCAGCUGGUAGUGUAAAUUAUGGAGGGGACGGACUGUGUGUUGCCUCUCGGAGACUGGAGACUAGGUGCCAGAUAAUUGCAAUAUCUAGGCCCACAUUAAUUACCAGAGAGAGGGGCGGAGGAGACAGAGAGGUAUAGAUAGAGAAGUAGAAAAGAAAAAUGAAUAGAUAGAGGAGUGGAGA